AUGAGCCCCGACGGCGACUCGUUUCUGCCUCGCAUCCAAUCUGUCUUUUACGCCGUAUUUGAUGUUCGCCAGGGGCCCAAGGUCGUGUACCAGCUCGGGGUCUCACCCCUUAAGCGAUCCACCUCCACUUCCGCGACUCGCAUGCUCUUCAACUUCGACGACAUCAAAAAAUAUGUGAUCCCUCCCAGCCCUUUGUGCGGACGUUUGGUGAUAUGCACCACAAGGAGGCAUAAGAUAAUCGGUUUUCCAGUUGAACUCAAAGGGAGCUAUGCCAGGAAUUACUUCCGAUAUAAUCUAUGCUUUGUAUUCGAUCGCACAGCGGACUUGAGCUGCUAUGAACCUAUCGUUCGCAAGGUCUCUCGCGUGCUAACUUCGUGCGAGGAAGAAUCGGCAUUCCUCUCAAGUUCACCGGAGUCAAUAUACGGUCUCCUUGAACAACUAUAUGAAGACUUAAACUCGUACUCGGAGACAUCCAUACCCAUCGACCAGUUCAACUCGAUUGAAUUGAAGAUAUUCCCAUUUUACCCCAAUCCGCCGACGGUCAGGGACUGGGCCGUUCCUAUAGCCCUGAUUGACCUUAGGAAACGACAGCAACCGAACUGGGAUCUUACCGUUGUCAAAGUAUGCCAGUACAUCGAUGGUGUCAACCACGUAAAGCGCAUCGCAGACCUAGCGGAUUGUGACUUGGAUUUAGCACGUCAGGCUAUAUCGCACCUCCUCUACUAUCAGGUGGUCAUGAUGAUAGACGUAUUCCAGUAUUCGAACAUGUACACCCUACGAAAGAGUGUGCAAUGGCUCGCCGACGAAGCACACGUCCACAAUGAAUGUGGUCCAUACGUUACAAAGCCAGGCAGGGAAGUUCCUGACUGGCCGAAACUCCUCCGUUUAUACUCACGCCUCAAACCUGGUAAGACCGUCGCAGAAUGGAUGCAAGAGCAAGACAUCCAAUCUCUCGGUAUUGAUGUGCGGCGGUUCACGAGCUUCGGUGUGAUCAAGGGCUUCCUGCAUCGAGUGCACCGUUGGCCGAUCCUGCUUGCUGCCCUACCCCGACCUCCCAACUCCCGGCAGCUGCUGCCUCUACUGGACGGCGAACACCACACGGAUGAGUUGUGUGUUAAAUUUGAAAUUGGAUGGCCCAAACUGGAGCAAUGGCUGGUGAGCGCGGGUCAGGGUAAAGGGGACGGUGACUUCGGAAGGGUCUUCAUCAUCUACCGAUAA
This is a messenger RNA of Punctularia strigosozonata HHB-11173 SS5, 1218 nucleotides long. Its product is annotated as nitrogen permease regulator 2. Gene Ontology annotation, cellular component: vacuolar membrane; GATOR1 complex. NCBI's taxonomy places the organism in Eukaryota, Fungi, Basidiomycota, Agaricomycetes, Corticiales, Punctulariaceae. Bases 1 to 1218 code for a protein of 405 amino acids. The transcript is spliced from 8 exons. Gene Ontology annotation, biological process: negative regulation of TORC1 signaling; positive regulation of autophagy. Gene Ontology annotation, molecular function: GTPase activator activity. The record is from RefSeq and is a predicted model, not a curated record.